Molecule: messenger RNA, 1464 nt
Organism: Saxophila tyrrhenica
Lineage: Eukaryota; Fungi; Ascomycota; Dothideomycetes; Mycosphaerellales; Extremaceae
Exons: 6
Coding region: 1-1464 (487 amino acids)
Molecular function (GO): aldehyde dehydrogenase (NAD+) activity
Source: RefSeq, a predicted model, not a curated record
AUGCAUUCGCUGACAGUCUUGUAUCCAGUAUAUCCACUGUCGAUCAAACAAAACGCGUUUCAUAGCUUGACAGUCUCCAACCCUGCUACCGGCGAUCUUGUCAGCGAUACCAUACCCGUGGCCGGAGAUGCGGACGUUGAUACUGCAGUGCGAUAUGCCACUGCCGCCUUCGCCCACAACGCACCGUGGCGGCAGUUCGCCGGAGUCGACCGGGCAAGCGUUAUGCUCCGGUUCGCCGACUUGCUCGAGAAACACCGUGAUGAACUAGCUCGCCUAACGCGUUUAACACUCGGCGCUCCAGCCUUUGGCAAGGCUGAAGUGGACACCGCCAUUGGCCAAUUCCGGUAUUACGCUGGAUGGGCCGAUAAAGUCGCUGGUCAAUCAUUUCCCGCAGACGGAGGGCUGUACAAGAUCGUGAGAAACGAGCCCUUGGGCGUAGUGGCAGGGAUCAUUCCCUGGAAUAGCCCCAUCGCGUCCACGGGUCUGAAAGCAGCUCCUGCCCUCGCAACUGGCAAUGUCUUCAUUCUCAAGCCAAGCGAGAAGACGCCGCUAGCUGCGGCAGCGCUUGGAAAAUUGGUUUUGGAGGCCGGCUUUCCCCCAGGUGUAUUCCAGGUGGUUCAAGGCGAUGGCAGCACGGGCGCUCUCUUUGCCAGUCACCCUGAUGUGGCCAAGAUUAGUUUCACCGGCAGCAUAGGUACAGGCAAAGCCAUUCAGAUCAUGGCCGCCAACAGUAAUCUCAAGCGCGUGACCUUGGAACUUGGUGGCAAGAGCCCGGCGGUGGUAUUCGAUGAUGCAAACCUCGAGAAUGCGGUCGAGUGGUGCGUCAACGGACUCACGACAAAUUCUGGCCAGAUCUGCUUCGCCGCCACACGACUAUACGUGCAAGCUGGCAUCUUUCCCCGGUUCCUUGAGGCCUACCGAAGCGCCUUAGAAGCCAAGGCAAAAGCGGUUGGCCAUCCACAGGAUGCUGGAACGCAGGUUGGCCCAGUCGUCGACAAGGUGCAAUACGAGCGUAUCAACAGUAUCAACAGUAUCAUCCACACUGCAACGAGCGAGCGAUCGGGGGAGCUUUUGAUAGGCGGCCCGGGAGAUCGACCCAAGGGCUACUAUAUCGAACCUACCAUUUUCACCAACACAAAAGAUGAUGCAUUUAUCUACAGAGAAGAGAUCUUCGGCCCUGUGGCCGUGCUGAAUCAGUUCGAAGACGAGGCCGAGAUUGUCCAACGCUCAAACAACAGCAAGUACGGACUGAUGGCGGGCGUUUUCACCCAGGACAUCAAUCGUGCCCUGCGCAUCAGCUCGGCCAUCGACUCGGGAGUGGUGGGUGUGAAUUGCAUCAGCACAAUCCAUCCUUCGACGCCGUUUGGAGGCACGAAAGAGAGCGGGGUGGGGCGCGAGUGUGGCGAAUAUGCACUAAGAGCAUAUACGGAGCCGAAGACAGUCUUGAUCAAUGUAACCUACUAG